AUGUUGAGCCCACUCCCCAUCGAGGUGCUCGAGCUUAUCGUGGCCUACGUCAGAUCGAACGAUCUUUACGCUUCCACGUCCCCUCACCCAUCUGGCGCAGACCUCGACUACAAGCUCUCGCUCAACUCUGACCCCCGCAAGGACCUGCUAUCGCUCGCACUCGCUGGGACUUGGCUCCACAAAUUUGCGCGCUCAGCCCUUUAUCGUACAAUCCACAUCAGGACUCGCUUCUCCUUCCUCCUCUUCGCGGACGCCAUCUCCCUGUCGUCCCUCGACGAUGAGAACGAGACCGCUCCAGCGAGUCGAGCAGCCUCGAUUCGUGCCGUCAUGCUAAGAGAAAAAUGGGCGCGCAACGCGCAAGUCGACUGGUCCACCUUUCGUGACACACUACGAUCCUUCUUCGAUCACGCGACUCAGCUCGACGUGGUCGCUCUCGAGAGCGACCCAGUUUCGUCUGUGUUCUUGGACGUUCGGACCAUCUGCCGCCCGCGCCGGGUCACACUCGCACUCAGCUCGAAAAUACCGCAAGCCCAGCGCUUCAACGCCGUUGCUUAUGCGCCACUCUCCGAAGCGACGCAUCUCCGCUUCCUGAACGCCAUGGCCGCUCUGUCAUUUAUCAGAUACCUAGUGAGCGAGGCAGAUGCUGCCAAGCAGCUUUCGCUCUGCGGAUCGCUUCAGUGUCUGCGCCUCUCCCACCUAUGCCGAUGCAGUCUACAUGGAUUUGCGUCAUGGAUCGAGCGGAACAAGCAAAUGGACGAACAUGAAGAGGACGCAGCCUAUCUGCAGCCGGGUCGCGUAGAUCCCGGCGUGCUACUUCAGUCGUCGCUUUCAAUUCUCGCCAGAUAUAGCGACCGCUUGCCCCAUUUCCGCUUGCUGCUGCUUGACUUUCGCACAUCGCAACAUCCUCCUCUGAGAAUGCCAUUUCGGUCGGAAAAUCACGAGGAUCUCAAGGAUACGCUUCGGCGGGACACGCAGACCAAAGCAGCGUUCGAGUCUCGACGAGCGCAGCCAGCCGACGCACGCUACUUCCACGCCGCAAUGCGCACGGUGCAAGCCUUGAGUGCGAAGCGUGUACCCGACGUAAGCACCAGCGAUGCUGGAAGAGAAUUUGAAGAGGUGAAGCGCACGUUGUCUCGGGACGAAUUUUGGCGCGAAAUGGAAGCUGGCAAGCACGCAUACGAGCGUUUGUUGGCUGAAAAGAGCGAUCGGCCGCCGGAGCUGCGGAUCGUGCAAGGAAACCAUCCGCAAGGAAACCCCAAAAAACCAAAGGCCUAUCCUUUGGACGAGAUUGACUUCUACUGCCAGACUGGCCCCGGAGCAGACGACGCGGAUGUGGGCUGCUGGGCGGACCCCGACGUAUUCGACCUGGUCACCCGUUCGCCCUACCUUUCAUACCGGUUGGAUACGAGCGGCAAAGGAUGGUACUGGACCGGCGAGCUCCCACGCUCUACGACUCGCGAUGGCGUGACCACCUACAUCCCAUCUUGGAUUCCGAUCGACAAUCCCGAGAGUCUGCAAUAA
Molecule: messenger RNA, 1521 nt
Organism: Moesziomyces antarcticus
Lineage: Eukaryota; Fungi; Basidiomycota; Ustilaginomycetes; Ustilaginales; Ustilaginaceae
Exons: 1
Coding region: 1-1521 (506 amino acids)
Source: RefSeq, a predicted model, not a curated record